CAGAAAUGGCGAGGUUUACUCGACAACCUCGACGAAAUGAGACUAAGAUUGCGGGCAUGUAUGACUUAGAAGAGCGUUUAGGCUCUGGUCAUUUUGCAGAAGUGAAAUUAGCAAGACAUGUUUUCACAGGAGAACGAGUAGCGGUAAAAGUGAUUGAUAAAUUAAAGCUUGAUGAGACAGCAAAACAUCAUUUGUAUCAAGAAGUUCGUUGUAUGAAACUCGUACAACAUCCAAAUAUUGUACGUUUGUACGAAGUUAUAGACACCAAUACUAAGCUAUAUCUUGUGCAAGAGUUUGGAGAUGGAGGAGAUAUGUAUGACUAUAUUAUGAAACAUGAAAGUGGGAUGUCAGAGGAAAAGGCAAGACGAUAUUUUCGACAAAUUUUACAAGCAAUUGACUACUGUCACCGACUAUAUGUUGUUCAUAGAGACUUGAAGCCCGAGAACGUAAUUUUCUUUAAAAAAUCCGACGUAGCCAAACUCACAGACUUCGGAUUUUCAAAUAAAUUUUUGCCUGGAACAAAAUUGCAAACUGCUUGUGGUUCAUUAGCUUAUUCAGCCCCGGAAAUAUUACUUGGUGACUCCUACGAUGCUCCAGCUGUAGAUGUGUGGAGUCUUGGGGUCAUUUUAUAUAUGAUGGUUGUUGGAAAAGCCCCAUUUUAUGAAGCAAAUGAAAGUGAAACAUUAACUAUGAUUUUGGAUUGUAAAUUUCACAUUCCUGAUCACGUCUCCCAAUCUUGUCAAAGUCUUAUAACACGGAUGAUAGUACGAGAUGCUUGUAAAAGAUCAACAUUGGCGGAUAUUUUGGAUGAUCCAUGGGUACAUGGGGAUCAUGGUCCUGUUGCAGUGACAUCAGUACCAUUAGCAAAUCAAGUGGAAAUUGGUGUAGACCAUCACAAUGAGAUUGUGCAGAAAAUGAAACUUGGAGAUAUUGCUGAUCAGGAGACUAUUAACAAAUGUCUGGAGUCUGGCUCAUACAACCAUGUUUCAGCCACAUAUUACCUACUAGCUGAACAAAUUUUGCGACGUUGGCAUAGAGCUAAAUCAUCAUCAUCACUCUCCUCAACUGGACCGGACGCAGAAGUUAAAUCACAUGUUAUAAAAAGGCAAAGUAUGCCUCCACAAAGGCAAAAGCCUUCUCUGUCAGAUGUGUCAGGUAACCAAAAUUUGUGUGUACCAUAUGUUGAUGAUCGACCUCUAAGUGAUGGAAAUGAGGGAGAUGAACUAGAAGAUAUUGAUAUGAAUCUAUUGACCAGUAAAAUACGCUACCAUUCCACUGAGUCGAUUUAUGACAAGAAAUCAGAUGAGCAUGAUCAGGAGGAAAUAGUUGGUUCUGUUUCAGUUGCUGUUACUACUAAUCAAAGAAAGUCAUUUCAGAAACGACUUGUUGCUAAAGUAAAAAGUACACCAGCAUUUCUUAAUCAAAUCUCGGAAGAAAGAGAAUCAGAUUUAGACGAUAGUCCUCGGGCAUCGCCACGUGUUCGCAGAUCCUCGCGACGCCCUUUUAAUGUUAUCCAGAAGACUCGUCGUCCAUCACCAGCAUCUUCAUCAGCAGGAAGAAGAUCGUCAAGUCAUAGCAGUAGCUCUGAAGAUGAUGGUGAUCUUGACAAAAAGAUGAGACGAUUGAGUACAGAGAGAUGUCGUAGAUCACCAAAGAGACGUAGUGAUGAUGAAGGUGAUGGUGAUGAUGGUGAUGGAGGUACCAAGGGGCCACAUGGUAUUGCUAGAAAGAGAAUGAUGGCAGCCAAACCAGAACAAGCUGGUGGUAAUAAAGACACGAGCUCUGAAUCGGGAAACACUUCAAGUGAACAGGGAAAGACUGCACAGCUUAAGUUACAAUCUGAACUCCUCAAAGACAAAUUACUCAAUGUUUAUAUAAAGUUAAAUGAAGAACAAAACACAAACAGUGUUGUAGAUGGUACUGUGGCAAUUGAAACACCCAUGGUGUGCUUGGAUAAUAAAGAAACGGAAACGUUGUUUGACAAACAGCAAUGCAAGCCACAUUUCAUAAUUGACGGAGCGUAUGGCGAAAAUUUGAAGGCAAGUAUCGAAAAUACAUCAAAUGGUGAAAAAGUGAUAGUUUGUUCUCAAGAUAACUCACAAAAUGAUAGGAUUUUAAAGUCGGAAGACGAGAUAAAUCCUGAGAAUAUGUUGGUGGAUUCUGAUAUUCCAAUUCCUUCCAAAGAGUGCAGUCAAAAUACUGAUGAUAGUACGAAUGACCUUGAGAAUACUGCAAUAACUAGUCAAGAACAAUUUCAAAUUUCCAAUGAAAACUUCGAAGAAGUUGGGUCUGCGAGGACGAUAAACGAUCAAUCAGUUGAUAGCGGUAAUGCCAGUAAAGAAAAGCAAGAAAUGAGUUUAAUAUGUGAAUCUAAGAAGAUAAGUGGUAUUAAAAACACAGAUGUUUCAAGCACAGACGAUGCAGUUGUUAGUGACGGUAUUAUUGAAAUAAUUAAACACAGAACUUUGACUAAUGAAACGUUAGAAAACUUUUCUGACAAAGAAAACAUAGAUAUCAGUGGCAAAGAAACUAUGAAUUGUCCAAAUGGUGAACCUAGAAGAGUCACAUUGCGUGGUAGUGACAUUGAGGAUAUUGAAAUGUUUAUGAAAAACAAAGAUACUGGCCAUGGGUUAGAGCUGGACCCUGAUGUUGUAAGAAACAUAUUUAAUAAUUCUAAAGUGUCUCGUGUCACUAGUAAUUGUUGUCAAAUCAUCUAAGGCAGGAUCCUUAGAUUGUGGAUUAGUAUAAGUUCCAUAUAUCUCAUAUAUAUGGUAUAUUGAGCUAUUUACGUCUAAAUUACUACGUAGUGCUCAAACUUAUUACAAUAGACAAAGAAGUGACAUGCAAAGAUUUGGCAAAUAUAUUCCCUCUGUCCAGUGGAAGUGAAGUUGUUCUCAUUGAGCUGUUUGAGUGAGCUGAGCAACACAUAAAAUCACUGUAAAUACGUGAACAAUUUCUUUCAAUGAACUGUUGUAAAAUCUUUAAAGUUUAAGAAUUGUUUCGAAUGAAACAACGCCGGAUUUUUCCUACUAAGGACGAAAAAAUUAUCAAAUUGUUCUACCAUAAAUUAUGUAUAAUCAAUAAGAGAUACGUGUUAUAACACUUGUUUGUAUUAUUCAUUGGGUUUAAAUGAUAUAUUGUUAUCAAUGAAGUGAGGUAAAACUCUACUGCUUAUUACUGCCACAGUGUCAUUUUCAGCUCUUAGUAUUUCAUUAUAUAGCGCACGAUGUGUAUUGUACUAUUUGUAUUGUACUGCCUUGUACUGCCUUGUACUGCCUUGUACUGGCGUUAUAGAUACUUUAAUGUACUAAAGUGCUGAGCGUCGUCCAGCAUUGCAUUUUAUGGCAAUGUACUGUAUCUGUGUCGUACUACAUUGUUGUACUUUUUCAUUAUAAUGUCUUUUACUUGUCUCUCAUUCUCAUAAUGUAUUUGAGAAAAUUUGACAUCACUCAUGGUACAUAAACUAGAAAACGUCAUCUCAACCAGCCAAAGCAAUCUGACUCAUGCGUAGUUGAUAUAUCAACAAGCAGCUGCUCCAGAUGUAAGAAAGAUGUCCCGUAUGUCCAGGUGACAUCAAUAUUCGAUCAUUUGCAUAUAAAUAAUAUCUCGUAUGUCCACGACUGCCAUUAUAUAUUACGGCAUAUACUAUGCGUAUGCCGGACGUGUAUCUCUCUAUGUAAUAUUGGAGGAAAACUGUUGUUUUCAAAAUCUUUGUUGAAGAGACAAUAAAUGCAAGGCUGGAUCGAACGCUGUAUUGACAAUCAAAGGCAAAAGCAAACAAAAUUUUAUUAAACUUAGAAAACGUUGCCAAGCCUGAAU
Molecule: messenger RNA, 3819 nt
Organism: Dendronephthya gigantea
Lineage: Eukaryota; Metazoa; Cnidaria; Anthozoa; Malacalcyonacea; Nephtheidae
Product: SNF-related serine/threonine-protein kinase-like
Exons: 7
Coding region: 6-2717 (903 amino acids)
Biological process (GO): microtubule cytoskeleton organization; intracellular signal transduction; protein phosphorylation
Cellular component (GO): cytoplasm
Molecular function (GO): protein serine/threonine kinase activity; ATP binding; tau-protein kinase activity
Source: RefSeq, a predicted model, not a curated record